ACCAACCGACGGAGCAACGAACGAACGAAAGAGCAUGUAUUAUCGCCAAUCUUUGACUCGGGCUAUAGUUAACGUUGCCUAUCGGCAAAUUCAUCGCCAAUCCUCGCAGAAUCCCCCUGACCUGUUUUGUUGGGUUCCGAUACAUAUAUAAACGGACCUAUGAACGGCAAAAACUGUCUGUCCAGAACAAAGAUGCGCCAGCAACAAACAGCGAAUAUGUCUCCUUCUUUUGACUCUUCUCGACCCAUUGUCAUCAUUGGAGCAGGCAUCAUAGGACUCACUACUGUGGUUUGUCUCCUCGAAUCUCAGUUCUACAAACAGCACCGUCCUCCAAUCCAUAUCAUCGCAGACCAUCUGCCCAACGAUCCGUUUGACGCCAAGUAUGCGUCCACUAUCGCGGGUGCUCACCACUUGAGCUUCGCAGAUGAUGGAGAUGGACGGCAGAGGAAGUGGGAUAUGAGGACUUUCCAAGUCAUGUAUGAACAAUGGAGGCAAUCUGGAGAAGAUUCGGGGCUGAUGGCUUUAAAACAAACCGAACUGUUUGUGGGACAGAAUGAUCACUUAAAGAUAUACGAAGAACAUCCUAAUUUUAUGACUCUUCCGGCCUCUGAGCUUCCACCCGCUGUUGAUCACGCCGUCUCGUUUACUUCUCUCACCAUUACACCGUCUGUGUAUCUCAACCGUCUCUUGAAGCAGAUUUCCGUGCUCUCCAACGGCCAGGCGAAAAUCCAUCGCUUUCACCUUCCUUCCCUCAGCUUCCUAUCCCAUCCCUCUAUCAGAGCUUUAAUAGGACAGGAACGGCCUGCGGCCGUCAUGGUCUGUGUAGGAUUAGGCGCACUUGUAUUAGGCGACGUAAAUGAUUCAUCAAUGUAUCCUACCAGGGGCCAAGUAGUCAAAGUACGCGCCCCUUGGGUCCGUUCUGGUUACACGAGACAAAUCGGGAGUCUCAAUGGCGGAGAAGGUGGGGAAAGGACGUAUGUCAUCCCUCGAGCUAACGGGGAAAUUAUUCUUGGAGGUACAAGAGAGGAGGGAGACUGGUAUCCAUACCCAAGGGAGGCGACUACGAGAGACAUCCUCAGACGGGCAAUAGAAAUAUGUCCCAAUCUUUGCCCCGCUAAUCUUGUGGCCCAGCCUUUGUCAGGUACCGAUCGCCGUCCAUCAAUCUUAGCCUCCGACGAACAAUCACCCUCCUAUGAAAAUCCUCUUGAUUCACUCGUUAUCGACAGUCUGGUCGGGUUUCGUCCCUCGAGGAAGGGGGGUAUUAGAUUGGAAAGGGGACCUGACCUGGAUGAGAAUACAGCAGUCAUAUAUAAUUAUGGACACGGAGGAGCAGGUUGGCAGAGUUCUUGGGGAACAGCCGAAGAAGCCGUGGCUCUGCUCUGCAAGGCGACUGGGAACUGAGGGAAUGGAGGCAAGAUCAAACUCAAAUGAUUCUCAUUCAGUAAUACCCGAUGUUACGUAUAGGUUAUGGAGAUAUAUUCAAUAUAAAAAUCAUGUAAAGAUAAUGCGAAACGAUUUAAAGCUCAUCUAAUAUGCCACAAGAAGUCCGUUGAUUCAAACCAAAGUUGUUAUAAAGGCCGCUCCG
This is a messenger RNA of Cryptococcus deneoformans JEC21, 1585 nucleotides long. RefSeq lists its product as hypothetical. The record is from RefSeq and is a predicted model, not a curated record. The transcript is spliced from 3 exons. NCBI's taxonomy places the organism in Eukaryota, Fungi, Basidiomycota, Tremellomycetes, Tremellales, Cryptococcaceae. Bases 160 to 1401 code for a protein of 413 amino acids. Gene Ontology annotation, molecular function: FAD binding; D-amino-acid oxidase activity.